This is a messenger RNA of Gavia stellata (red-throated loon), 4568 nucleotides long. RefSeq names its product zinc finger protein 608 (gene ZNF608). Gene Ontology annotation, biological process: regulation of transcription by RNA polymerase II. The record is from RefSeq and is a predicted model, not a curated record. Bases 1 to 4515 code for a protein of 1504 amino acids. Lineage: Eukaryota; Metazoa; Chordata; Aves; Gaviiformes; Gaviidae. Gene Ontology annotation, cellular component: nucleus. The transcript is spliced from 8 exons.
AUGUCAUUGAACACUUCCACUGCAGGAAAAGGUGUGGAUCCAAGCGCGGUUGACACUUACGACAGUGGCGAUGAUUGGGAAAUCGGUGUUGGGAAUUUAAUAAUCGAUUUGGACGCCGAUUUGGAGAAGGACAGACAGAAAUUUGAGAUGAAUAAUUCUACUAAUACCACCAGCAGCAGUAACACCAGCUCCAAGGAUUGCGGGGGUCUGGCUUCCAGUGGGGCUAAUGCUACCUCAGCCUUAGCUGAUGGCCUAAAAUUUGCUUCUGUUCAGCCCUCUGCUCCCCAGGGGAAUUCCUCUCACAAAGAGACUAGCAAAUCAAAAGUGAAAAGGAGUAAAACUUCUAAGGAUGCUAAUAAAUCUCUGCCUUCUGCUGCCUUGUAUGGGAUUCCUGAGAUCAGCAGUGCUGGCAAGAGGCAGGAAGUCCAAGGGCGCCCUGGAGAGGCAACUGGCAUGAAUUCAGCACUGGGUCAAAGCGUGAGCAGUAACCCAAACGGCAAUAACAACACCACCAGCAACAAUACCACCAUUGCCUCUUGUGGGAAAAACAAAGAGGAGAAACCAGGUAAAGCCCUGGGCAGCAGAGGCUCCAAGCGGGAUAAGGAUGCGGGGAAAUCCAGGAAGGACAAGCAGCAUGACCUGCAGCAGGGCCACCCCAAUGGCAGUGGGGGUGGCAGCAGCCAAGCUCCCCCUGGGCACCUCUAUGGCUUCGGGGCCAAGGGCGGCACUGGUGGAAGCAGCAGCCCUUUCCACAGCACCUCCUCUGCCGUGGGGGAGGUGAGCAAAAGUACCCCGGAUUCAGGGUUAAUGGGGAACUCUAUUCUGGUAAAGAAGGAAGAGGAGGAGGAGGAGAGCCACAGGCGAAUCAAGAAGUUGAAAACAGAAAAGGUUGAUCCCCUGUUUACAGUGCCUGCACCUCCACCUCCGAUUUCCAGCAGUAUCACACCUCAGAUUCUGCCUUCCUACUUUUCCCCAUCUUCAUCCAAUAUUGCAGCACCAGUCGAGCAGCUUUUGGUACGGACUCGUUCAGUGGGUGUAAAUACUUGCGAGGUUGGAGUAGUAACAGAACCCGAAUGCCUUGGACCCUGUGAGCCUGGGACCAGCGUGAACUUGGAAGGAAUUGUGUGGCAUGAAACUGAAGAAGGUGUCCUAGUGGUAAACGUUACGUGGAGGAACAAGACUUAUGUGGGAACACUGCUGGAUUGCACAAAGCAUGACUGGGCCCCUCCUAGGUUUUGUGAAUCUCCAACAAGUGACCUGGAAAUGCGUGGAGGACGGGGCAGGGGAAAGCGGGCAAGGUCCGCUGCAGCUGCAGCUGUACCUGGGAAUGAUGCGAGUUUUGCAGAGUCCAGAGGACUUCAGAAUAAGAAUCGAGGUGGUGCCAAUGGGAAGGGGAGGAGGGGCAGCCUUAACUCAAGUGGGCGCAGGACACCCCCAAACUGUGCCAUGGAUGAAGUCAAAGCCAGCCCCUCAUCCACAAACAAGAGAAAAACUAAGCCUCCAAUGGAGCUAGAUUUGAACUCCAGUUCGGAGGACAAUAAAUCUGGAAAACGUGUUCGUACUAACUCCAGAAGCACUCCCACCACCCCACAGGGGAAACCCGAGACUACUUUUUUGGAUCAAGGCUGCUCUUCUCCUGUGCUGAUUGACUGUCCUCACCCCAACUGCAACAAAAAGUACAAGCACAUUAAUGGAUUACGAUACCAUCAGGCUCAUGCACAUUUAGAUCCAGAAAACAAACUGGAGUUUGAGCCUGACAGUGAAGACAAAAUUUCGGACUGUGAGGAAGCGUUGAGUAAUGUGGCACUUGAAUGCGGUGAGCCAAGCACAAAUUUGCCAGGCUUUGAUCCAUUAAAAGCACCGACAUCUCCCUCCUCCAUCACUACCCCAGGGACCCCCAAGGGAAAAAGGGAACUGACCAGCAACGGCUCCGGUCCAGUUAUCAGUUCCAAAACUGGCAAGAAUUCUGGCAAAAAGAAGGGUCUGAACAGUGAAUUGAACAGCCUUCCGGUAAUUUCUAAUAUGGCAGCCACACUGGAUAAUUGCUCAGUAGCAGAUGGCAAUUUGCAAACCGAAAUGCCAAAAUUGGAGGCUGAGGGGUUAAUCGACAAGAAGAGUUUGGGUGAUAAAGGCAAGAAAGCAAACAAUUGCAAAGUGGAUAAAAACCUUUCCAAACUGAAAACAGCCAGGCCCAUUGCCCCAGCGCCAGCACCAACUCCUCCCCAAUUAAUAGCUAUACCUACUACAGCCUUUACAACCACCACUACAGGGACAAUACCGGGACUGCCCUCUCUAACAACUACUAUUGUUCAGGCUACACCAAAGAGCCCUCCGCUAAAACCUAUUCAACCAAAGCCCACAAUUAUGGGAGAGCCAAGCACUGUAAACCCAGCUCUCACAUCACUCAAAGACAAAAAGAAAAAGGAGAAGCGAAAGCUGAAGGACAAAGAAAGCAAAGAGACGGGAAGCCCCAAGAUGGAUUCUAAGCUGGGAAAGCUGGAAGAUUCAAAAGGGUCUGGGAAAGACUUAUCUGGACAUUUUUUAAAGGACCAUCUCAACAAGAAUGAAGUGCUAGCUAAUGGACUGUCAGAGUCUCAAGAGAGCAGGAUGGCAAGUAUUAAGGCUGAAGCUGAUAAGGUUUACACGUUCACAGACAAUGCGCCCAGCCCUUCCAUAGGGAGUGCCUCCAGGAUGGAAUGCAGCACUUUGGUGAAUGGACAAUCUGCCAUGGCGCCACUGCACGUAUUGACACAAAAUGGUGCAGAUAGCACAGCCGCUAAAACUAACAGCCCUGCUUACUCGGAUAUUUCUGAUGCAGCUGAUGAUGGUGGUUCCGACAGCAGGUCAGAGGGCAUGAGGUCAAAGGCCAGCUCUCCGUCGGAUAUUAUUUCUAGUAAGGAUGGUGUUGUAAAAGGACAUUCUUCAACCACAGCACAAUCGGCUCAAGUGAAAGAGUCCCAUUCUCCCUAUUACCAUGGCUACGAUCCUUAUUAUUCCCCAAGUUACAUGCACUCUGGACAGGUCAGUGCCCCAGCAGCUGGGAACAGCAGUACCCCACAGGGACUGAAGAUCAAAAAAGAGGCUGAGGAAGAGGCUGAAAAGAAAGAGAAGGCAGAACCUGCAGAUGCCAAGAAAAGUGAAAGCACUUCCUCUAAUUUGCAGCCACAACAUCAGUCAGUAAUAACGCAAAGGCACCCUGCACUUGCUCAGUCACUUUAUUAUGGACAGUAUGCCUAUGGGCUCUAUAUGGACCAAAAGUCCUUAAUGGCCUCUAACCCUGCUUACAGGCAGCAGUAUGAAAAAUACUAUGAGGACCAGAGACUAGCAGAACAGAAAAUGGCACAAACUGGGAGGGACUGUGAAAGGAAGAAUGACCCCCCCUUGAAGGAGAUUGGGAAGGAUGACAACAAGCAGAAGAAUAUUCCAUCUGCCACUAUUUCAAAGGCCCCUUCAACUCCAGAGUCCAGCAAAAAUAACACUAAAAUAGGGUCAUCAGUCCCUAACAAAGGUGAGGAGACAAGCAAAUCACAGAUGCUUUCCAAUCACCAGCAGCAGCUUCAGUCUGACAGUUUCAAAGCCAAACAAAUGGAAAACCACCAGCUCAUAAAGGAGGCCGUGGAGAUGAAAUCUGUUAUGGACUCCAUGAAGCAAACGGGAGUAGAUCCGACCACAAGAUUUAAACAGGAUCCAGAUUCACGAACAUGGCAUCAUUAUGUCUAUCAGCCCAAAUACCUUGAUCAGCAAAAGUCAGAAGAACUUGAUCGUGAGAAAAAGUUAAAAGAAGACAGUCCUAGAAAAACACCUAACAAGGAAAGUUCCCUGCCUAACCUUCCUGUCUCAUUAGCAAGCAUUAAAGAGGAGCCUAAAGAGGUCAAGCGUUCUGAUUCUCAAUCAGUGGAUGAGAGCAAGAUAAAAAAUGAUGAUCGAAAGACUCCUGUAAAUUGGAAGGACUCUCGGGGUGCUAGAGUAGCGGUUUCCUCACCAAUGAGUCAGCAUCAGUCAUAUAUCCAGUACUUGCAUGCUUAUCCUUAUCCACAGAUGUACGAUCCCAACCAUCCAGCCUAUCGUGCAGUCUCUCCUGUCCUAAUGCACAGCUAUCCUGGGGCCUAUCUCUCUCCAGGAUUUCAUUAUCCAGUUUAUGGGAAGAUGUCAGGGAGAGAAGAGGCAGAGAAAGUCAAUACCAGCCCGAGCAUCAAUGCGAAAACAACCACUGAGUCCAAAGCACUGGAUUUGCUCCAGCAGCAUGCCAGCCAGUAUCGCAGCAAGUCCCCUGUUCCUGUGGAAAAAUCAGCAGCUGAGCGUGAACGGGAAGCAGAAAGGGAACGAGACCGGCAUUCUCCUUUUAGCCAGCGGCAUCUCCAUACGCACCAUCACACACAUGUUGGAAUGGGUUACCCCCUUAUACCUGGACAAUAUGACCCAUUUCAAGGAUUGACCUCUGCUGCCCUUGUUGCCACUCAGCAGGUGGCUGCGCAGGCAUCUGCAUCUGGUAUGUUUCCCGCACAAAGAAGGUAAAUAGCCAGUAAAUCUUAAAUUAUAUAUCUUAACAUAGAGAGGAGAAAGCAAAU